This is a messenger RNA of Medioppia subpectinata, 4827 nucleotides long. NCBI's taxonomy places the organism in Eukaryota, Metazoa, Arthropoda, Arachnida, Sarcoptiformes, Oppiidae. The record is from the annotation of a GenBank genome assembly.
AUCCGCCAAUUGGAGGAAGAGUUACGGAUCACUCACAUGCGGAACCCGGACGCCGACGUUCAGCAACAUAUCGACGCUCUUUACUCCGAGAAGGAGCACAUGUCUAAAGAGAUAUAUCUCUUACGGGAAACAAUUAAAGAAUUGGAGUUACGGUUAGAGACCCAGAAGCAGACUUUGGCGGCCAGGGAUGAGAGCAUCAAGAAGUUGAUGGAAAUGAUGCAAAACAAAGGCAUCGGCGGAAAGAUUAUGGAAGAGGAGAGGAUGGAGUACGAGAGGCUCAGGUCUAGGAAUAUUGAGCUCGAGACCCGACUCAGACAUAUCGAACACAUGCUCGAGCAGAAAGAGAAAGAGGUUUUACGGACAAACGAAUCGAAAGACGAACCCAUUUAUUGCAAUACAAAUAUUGAUGAAUACAAUGAAUCAAACAGUAAUUACAAACCAAUAAGUGAUGAAAAUAAUGAAAGCGAACCGCAAAUGCUUAGAGCGAUGGUUGAGAUAAAGGACUCGAGAAUCAAGAGUCUUGAACAGGAACUGGAACUCUUUGAAUGGGAAUUUCAACGCCUGAAAGGCAAUACCACCACCUCUUCCUCCUCGGCUCAUAACGAGUCCAUACAAUCGUCGCACUCGUCGUUGAAUCACAAGACGACGACAACGACUAACACCACUAAUAAUAAAUGUGUCGCCAAAAGAGUUAAAUGCAAAAGUGUUUCAGACGUUAACGACAGGAAUUGUGAUUUACAAUCAGUAAUUCAUUUGUCAAAUGAUAGCAAAUGUGUUGUGACUGACGCUGAGAAAGAGAUGGAAGAGUUGAAGAUAGAGCUCAACAAACGAGAUCAGGAGAUACUGGCGGUCGGGGCGAAGAUGAAGACUCUGGAGGAGCAGCACCAGGACUACCAAAGACACAUCGCUGUACUCAAGGAGUCCCUCUGUGCCAAAGAGGAGCACUACAACAUGCUUCAGGCAGAUGUGGAAGAGUUGCGGUCCCGACUCGAGGAGAAGAAUAAGAUGAUUGAGAAAAAGACAGCGCAAACGAUGGCCACCACUCAGGAUAGGAAUAAAUUAAAUCAAGAAUUGCAAGAACUCAGAGAUCAUAUCGAUAUAAGAGAUAGAAAAAUAAAUGUUUUGCAACGAAAAAUCGAGAAUCUCGAGGACUUAUUGAAGGAAAAGGACAAUCAGGUGGAGAUGGCCAGAGCCCGGCUGACCGCCAUUCAGGCCCACCACUCGACCUCCGAGGGCGCGCUCACCAGUCUUGAGGACGCCAUCAGCGAUAAAGACAAACAGAUCAACCAAAUUAAGGAACAAAGAGAUCGCGCAGAGCAUGAACUCCAUGAGGAGAGGGGUCUUCACGAGCGACAAGUGGCCGAACACAAGAUGAAACUCCAUUCGCUCGAGAAUGAGAUGGAAAAACUUCAGGUAAGACUGGAGAAACUGUUGGCAGAGAAGGAUCGCGUGGAGGCGAAGCUGGAGAACUCGCAGUCAGAGUUGGGCAAAGCUCGGGCCGAAUUGGACAAGACUGCGACCGACACAUGGCGUCAGACCAGUGACUGGGAUCGGCUCAAGUCGGAGAACGCGCGCUAUAUAUUGGAAAACGAUAGACUGCGGGAACAGUUGGACAGUCGCUCCAAGACUACCACUGGUCGAGACUCGGCCGGAGGUGCCUAUAGGGACAGAGAUCGCGAGCGCGAACGCGACUACGAGUACGGCCGGGAGGGCUCGUCGUUGGCCGCGAAGACUAGUCUAUUCGCUAAGUCCGAGGAAAGAGAGGCACUGCAGGAGAAGCUGGAGAAGACACAGCAGGAUCUGCGCAGAGCUCAGGCGGAGCUCCGCAUGAAUCAGGCCGAACAGGACCGCAGCCGCACAGACAUGGAUCAGCUCCAGGAGAAGGUCGAGCGCUCUCAGGGAGAGAUCUAUCGCCUGAAGGCUAAGCUGGAGAACGCUUUGUCGGAAAGGGAGUCGUUGUCCGAAGAGUACGAUCGGAUCCAAUCGCAGAUCACUCGGUCGCAGAUCGAGAAGGACGUGGCGGUGGCCGACGCCGAGAAGUGGCGUCUGGACGCCGACCGCAUUCAGGCCACACUCGCCAAGACUCAGACCCAAUACGAGAAGACGCAGACAGUGUUGGACAAGACUCAGGUGGAGUGCGACCACUUGCAGGAGAAGUACGACAAAGUGUGUUCGGAGACCCGCAGGCUUCAGGUGGAAAGGGAUCGCUAUGCGGGAGACGUCGAGCACUUGCAGUCACAGAUCGGCGCCUCUCAGAGUCAGUACCAGAAGAUCCAACUCGAGAGAGAGGCAGCCCUUCACGACGCCGACAAAAUGAAGGAAAAGAUGGACAGAUCGCAGACACAACUCACCCGCUAUCAGAAGGACAGAGACGCGGCCUUACAUGAGGCCGAAGUGAUGAAGGAAAGGGUGGAUCUGUUGCAGACACAGCUCACCAAAGCCAACAAAGACAAGGAAGCGCUGGGAGACGACUUGCAAUUGAUGCGCGAGAGAGCGGAUAAGGCCCAGAAGGCGGCCGACAAGUGUGAGUCACUCGUCCAGCAGAAGGAACAGGACGUGCGGUGCGUUCGCUCAGAGAUGGAGAAACUGCAGCUCCACUACCAUAAGACACAGGAGGACCGGGAGAUCAAUCGCGCCGAACACGACAUACUGAUGGAGAAGUUGGACAGAGCGCAGGCAGAAGUGGUCAAACUUCAGGCCAAACUCGAUCAGAGCCAGACGGAGGCCGAGCGCCUCCACAUCGAGCUCGAGAAGGCGCAGACCAUCGCCGCCAAAGCCAAAGAGGACCAGAAGAGAGCUCAGGACGAGUUCGAGGGUCUGCAGGAUAUCUACGCCCGAACCAACUCGAAGCUCAUCAAGAGUAAGGACUCGGAGGAGAAGUUGCGCACAGAAUUGGAGAAGUGUUUAAUGGAUUUGGAAGUAAUGCGCGAGAAGUACGACAAGUGUCAGCAGGAGAUGCGCCGAGUGUUGGCCGAAAGGGACAAAUUGCACGCCGACUCCGAACGCGUGACCACCGAAUUGGAUCGCUUCCAGAGUCAACGCCAGUCGACACAAUCGCGCGACGAGAAGACACAGGAAGAGCUGCAACGGUUGCACAUCGAGUUGGAACAGAUGUACGCCAAGUGCGAGAGAGCUCAGGCCGACUACCGGAAGGGUCAGACAGAGAAGGAGCGGUUGGCGGUGGAGAAGGAGUCCCUGCAGUCAGAACUGGAGAGAUAUAAGACUUCAAUGAAUAAGUUCGAGUCGAGUCAAGAGAAGACUCAAAUCGAGUUCGAGAGACUCCGCAUAGAUAUGGAGAGAAUCAAAGAUAAGUACGAAAAGGCGAGAAUCGAUUUGGAGAGGAGUAACGCAGAGAAGGAGCGACUGUUUGUCGACUUACAGAAGACACAGUCAGAGAUGGAGCGCUUGAGAGCCGACAAGACUCUGUCCCAACAGCGAGAGUCGGCCGCCGUUGAGAUCGAGAAACUCUAUGCGGAAGUGGAGAAGAUUCGCGAGAAGUACGAGACGGCCAGAGCCGAGUUGGUCCGCAUCCAAGAGCUCAAACAGCGCCAAGAGUUGGACAUCGAAGCCCUGCAGCGAGAGUUGGACGCAUCCAAAGCCAAGAUCGACAAGAAUAAGGCCUCCGAAGACAAACAGAAGCUGGAGAUCGAAAAAGCGAUGAUUGAGUUCGAGAAGAUCAGGGAUAAGAUGGAGAGAAACCAAACAGAUUUGAGUAAAGCCCAGAAGGAGAGGGACGGACUCGCCGUUGAGGUCAAACAACUCCAGACAGCCCUCCAACAGACCAAAGCUCAACUCGAGGCCGCACUCAAGGGUCAGGCGGCGACCGCACCCGUGGCCACCGGUGCCGCCGCUCAACAGCAACCACUCAAUGGAGAUCAGGUCCAGAAAUAUACGGCUGAAAUCAAUCGCAUUAAACAGUUGUUGACAAAGUCGGAGACAGACCUGCAGAAGAAGUUGUCGGAGAACCAGAGGCUGCAGAUGGAGGUGGAGAGCCUGAAGCAGGACAUACUGGACGCCAACGAUUACAUCACUCAAAUGCAGGCGUCGGGCGCCGCCACGGGUUCGGCCGGCAAACAAGAGACCGACCGAAUGGCUGUUGAGGUCCGCAAACUGCAGGACAACUGCGAACGAACGCAAUCCGAGCUGAAGAAAGUGAUCAAAGAGAGGGAUCAGUUGCAGAUCGAGGUGCAAGAGUUGGCCACCGCUUACGAGUCGCGUCGCAAGUCUGGCGAACAGCAGCGCCGCUCGUCCGCCGAAUCUCAACAACAGAUUCUGGCCCUUCAGUCGGACCUCCAGAAGAUGGACCAACAGUUGCGCAAAACCGAGACCGACAACAAGGAGUUGAGGGCGAAGUUGGAGAAGUCGUUGGCGGCGAUCGCGCAGUUCCAGAAGCAGUUGGAGAACGGGUCCAAAGAGUUCCAGAAGUUGGGCCAAGAGAAUCAACAGUUGAAACAGCAGACAGCGGCCCAACAGCAACAACAGCAGCAGUUGCAGCAACAGUUGGCCCAGAAGUCGGGUCCCGACUCCGCCAAACUCGUCGAAGAGGUGAACCGUUUGCGCGCGGAGUUAGAGAGACAGCGAUCGGAGACACAGAAGUGGAUGCAAGAGGCGGAACAGCUCCGCAAACAGCUCGAGAAGGCCCAGCAGGACAUCAAGACCUGCGCCCUCGAGAGAGACCGCUUCCAGAGCCAACUCGAGAAGAUUGUCAACGAAUUGGCACAAAAAGAGGUGACUUUUUUCGGUUCGAGUAGAAGUAGUGAAGCGUUUAUUAUGCGCUCAAACCGUUUGAAUCCAAUCAUUGAAUCCAUUAUUUUUAAUAGAUGUUAA